Molecule: messenger RNA, 3445 nt
Organism: Pelobates fuscus (common spadefoot toad)
Lineage: Eukaryota; Metazoa; Chordata; Amphibia; Anura; Pelobatidae
Gene: NRIP3
Product: nuclear receptor interacting protein 3
Exons: 7
Coding region: 19-747 (242 amino acids)
Biological process (GO): proteolysis
Molecular function (GO): aspartic-type endopeptidase activity
Source: RefSeq, a predicted model, not a curated record
ACUCGGAUACAGCAAGGGAUGUUUUACUCUGGGAUUCUCACAGACGGCAGCAAGAAAGAUGCCGACCUCAGAGAAGCUGCUCCCCUUCGCCAGCAGAGGAGAAUGAAACAGUCCGUCCAAUUUAUCCAUAAGGAUUCAGCAGAUCUGCUGCCCCUGGAUGGGCUGAAACGGCUGGGCACCUCUAAGGAUACUCAACCACAUAACAUUUUGCAGAGACGGCUGCUGGAGACCAAUUUGUCCAAAAUCCGAACUAACAGCACAUCUUGGACUUCGAAAAGCGAGCUCUCAACUCAUAGCAACAAGUUCAACCACACGAAAUGCGAACGUAAAGUGGAGGAGGAGGAGGAACUGAUUUUUGUCUGGUGCCAGUCCGCUGGAAUAACUAUAAAGACCUUGAUAGAUACAUCGUGUCAAUACAACCUCAUCUCAUCUGCGUGCCUGGACAGACUGGGGUUAAAGGAACAUUUCAGAUCCUACAGGAAAGAGGACGAGGGUAUUUCUUUGCCGUACAAUGUCAGACCCAUUGGGAAAAUCGAACAUUUGGCUGUGACACUGAGCACUGCAACAAUAAACUGUGCGGCGGUGGUAAUAGAUGACAACGAGAAGCUGUUCUCCAUUGGGCUCCAGACAUUAAGGUCUAUAAAGUGUUUAAUUAACCUGGAGAAGAACCAGCUGGAAUUUGGGAGCCCAGAGCGGGGGUUCCUUCCUUUCAUCCCCCAGACCAACGAUGUGAAAGAAGAGCGGUGAGCACACCUACGUUACUCCAACUCAUCAGAUGCGUGAUUGAGGUAAUGACAAGGCGCCAUCGAGAGAGCUACAACCUUAUCAAGUCAGAACAAAUACCUCCUCCAUCUGCCCAUCUCUGAUGGAUCAUUAACCAGAACCUAUAGCUGGCAUAAACAAAACUCCUGCAGCUCAGGGUACAACUCCCAUCACACUCAGCCACUGGCAGGAGUCGUAUUCCAGAGCUGACAGAGUCCCCAAAGUCGCUAAUCCUGGAUGUUUUUUUGUGCUUUUAAUUAAUGCCGCAUAUCUGAUCACUGAAGUAUCAAAUGUACACAUUCGAAUGGAGAUUUUUUUUAAAUAGAUGUGUUUAUUUUAAUAUGUAUUUUGUAGGAAAAAACAAAAACAAAUAUUCUGCCCAUUGUACAUCUCUCUUAGUUCAGUUCCCUCUGCAUGCUUGGAUUUGCUGUGCCAUAAAGUCGGUAUGCUGGCUCCAAGGGGAUCAUUCACUAAACAGUGAUAAGCGACAACCAGUUUGAGAUAUAAAAAAAAAAAAAACAUACAUACAAUGAAAAUCCCCAGCUUGGCUUCAAGGUAAUUUUUUUUCCGUUAGCUAUUUAGGGUACGUUUUGCAAGCUCACUGCUGCGCACUGUUUAGUGAAUGAGACCCUUGUCUUGAUAGAUCGCCAUUUUUGUACUUAUAACAUGCAUUUUCAUAAAAAAAGCAAAACUAUUUUAUUAGGACAUAAUACAUGCAGUAUGUAACAGAACGUGGGCUGAAACGAAGAUUUAAAUAUAAUUAGUCAUGGCCCUCUCCUUUUUUUCUAGUCCUACACGCUUGCUAUACCCUGUAUCAAUCUGUUAUACCCUCUCUCAUAUACCUUUACCUGUCAGGACAGCCACCCCUCUAAUAUAAUCUGAACCAGACUUGUGCAACGCAUUUUAGGCUUUUACAAAUUGAUACAAUUCUAAUUUUAGAAAAUGUUUGACUCAAUUUAAAAAUUAUGUUUGUAUUAAAGGGACACUAUAGUCACCGAAACAACUUUAGCUUAAUGAAACAGUUUGUGUGUAUAGAUCAUGCCUCUGAAGUUUUACUGCUCAAUUCACUGCCAUUUAGGAGUUAAAUCACUUUUGUUUCUGUUUAUGCAGCCCUAGCCACACCUCCCCUGGCUCUGACUGACACAGCCUGAAUGAAAAAAACCUGUUUCACUUUCAAUCACAUGUAACUUACCUUAACAUACUUUAUCUCCUGCUCUGUAAAUUAAACUUUAAUCACAUACAGGAGGCUCUUGUAUGGUCUAACAAGCUAUUAACAGAGCAGAAGAUAAGAAAAUCUAAAUUAAACAGAACUUGCAAUAAAGUAAAGAUGAACAUUAGAUGAUUCUUUACAGGAAGUGUUUAGGAAGGCUGUGCAAGUCACAUUCAGGGAGGUGUGAUUAGGGUGCAUAAACAAAGUGAUUUAACUCCUAAAUGUCAGGUAAUUGAGCAGUGAGACAGCAGGAGCAUGCUCUAUACACCAAAACUGCUUAAUUAAGCUACAGUUGUUUUGAUGACUAGUGUCCAUUUAAAAAAAAUCUGAUGAGGAAGCCCUAAAAUGAAGAGAAAAGGUUGCCUAUAGUGUCCUUUUAACAAAAAAAAGAACUCACAAGCUGUAAAUGAGUGAUUAAAAGUUGGUGUUAGGUGACAGAGCCUACUAGAUGUGCGCACUGUGAACAAUUUUUGGUUCUCCCCAAACGGUACGGUUCUGAUUUAAAAAAAGUUUUGGUUGUGAAGAAUUGUAGUCGAAGUUCGAUUUGGAAUUCUGUAAUUUCAAAAGACACCGAAUUGGUCGAAAUUCCACUGAAUGACUAAAUGGGUCAGUUAAAUCUUUCUCAGCCAAUUCCGAUGCUCCCAUUGUUUGUAGUGGGAACGCUGUACAUGUCCAGCAGUGAGUUAUGGCAUAUGUAGUUCACUUCCAUGGUGUGUGCAACCACUUAGAUAGAAAAACAUAUAAUGCUGCCACUUCGGGAACAUACAGCAUUUCACUCACAACUUCUCUCUGCUAGUUUGUACUCCCUAGGCACCUCAUAGCUUGGCAUUUGUCUCUGGACUACAAGUCCCAUCACCCACAUUUCAUUGAUCAAUCUAACAAUUCCAUCAUGCAGAAGGUUUCAUUUGAUAAUUGCUCCAAAGACUCGAGUUUGCUCUUCAUUGACAUGUCCUGCUGUCUGUUACUGCUUAUCUCUGGCAUAUAAGCCGGCGUCUUUACGGCUGCAAAGGAUUGUCCGUUAAAAGCCAUAAAUCUUUUUGUGACAUUAAUUCUAAUAUCCCUUGAUGCACAGACUCAGGAUGAUAUUCUUAUACUAUAGCUUUAUUACUGUGACGCCCUAUUGAAAUUACGCUCUGAUCGAUCCCUUUUUAACAGUUCCUACAACAAGUGCCAUAAUACAAAAUGAGACUUAUUCACUAAUUGGCGGAUUGAAAUGAGUUGGCGGGUAACUUGCAUAGCCUAGGGUACUGUAGUGAAGUUGGAAGAAUGGCAGAAUUAGGGAUUUGUUUUUCCGAUGUAACUAUUGCAACAUUCUCCCAACUCACUGCUUAGUGGACACACAGUACGAAUACAAUUUCUUAUGAUAUGAAAGAGGUUCAUUUUAUCUUCUAGCCAUCAAAGCGCUGACAAUCUGCCUGUUUAGCAAAAGUACCAAUAUUACUGCUAUUUAUUACUGUGAAAUCUUACAAUAAA